AAACUAGUCGAAGGAAAAUAUUGUGUAUAGUUUAUUUAUUAUCAUGGGAAACACAGAUACAAAACUAAACUUUAGGAAAGCAGUGAUUCAACUUACUACAAAGACACAGCCCAUUGAAGCAAAUGAUGAGGCAUUUUGGGAACAGUUUUGGUCAGAAAGUGUGACGUGUGUCCAGGAUGUAUUUACACUGAUCCCUGCUGCAGAAAUAAGGGCAUUAAGGGAAGAAUCUCCGUCUAAUCUAGCCACACUAUGUUACAAAGCUGUUGAGAAAUUAGUAGCAGCUGCAGAGAGUGGGUGUCCUUCUCAGAGAGAGCAACAAACAGUUUUAAAUUGUGUGAGACUUCUGACUCGCAUAUUACCAUACAUAUUUGAGGACCCUGACUGGAGGGGAUUUUUCUGGUCUACACUACCAAACCAGUCUGAGGAAUCUAAAACUAUUAAGAUUAACAUUAUUGAAAGCUCACCACUAGCACAAUCCUUACUAAAUGCAUUAUGUGAUCUCCUGUUUUGUCCAGACUUCACAGUUCAAUCUAACAGAAAGUCAGGACCAGACAAUCCUGAGGACAUGGGCUCUAUAGACAGUUGUGAAUACAUCUGGGAGGCAGGGGUGGGGUUUGCCCACUCCCCUCCCCACAACCUUCACCAUGAUCAGCACAGAACAGAGAUCAUCAAACUGUUUCUUACCUGCUUCUCUGAAACAAUGUAUUUACCACCAAUAGCUGAUGCCCACACAGUUCCAAAUCAGUGGAUUCAGUAUUUCACAUCAACAGACAACAGACAUGCUCUGCCAUUGUUCACAUCCCUCCUCAAUAUUGUCUGUGCCUAUGAUCCUGUGGGUUAUGGUGUACCAUACAAUCAUCUCAUGUUCACUGACUCCCGAGAACAAAUGGUAGAGGGCGCCCUUCAAGUGUUGUGUGUUACCAUGGAGAAUGAAUCAUCCAAUCAUAAUGUGUCUGUGGAUGGGACAUCUGGAGGCACUGCUAUGGAUGCUCAGAGUGAUACUGGAGGUCCAGAUAAUUUAUUUGUGAACUAUCUAUCCAGAAUCCACAGAGAAGAGGAUUUUGCCUUCAUACUAAGGGGAAUAACUCGUCUUCUAAAUAAUCCACUCACUCAGACCUAUUUACCAGGCUCCUGCAAAAAAAUUCAGUUUCAUCAAGAGUUACUUGUCUUGUUCUGGAAAAUGUGUGAUAUUAAUAAGAAAUUCAUGUUUUACGUGCUGAAGAGCAGUGAUGUGUUAGAUGUGCUGGUCCCAAUUCUGUACUUCCUUAAUGAUGCCAGGGCAGACCAGUCUCGAGUUGGUCUGAUGCACAUUGGGGUAUUUAUUCUACUCUUACUCAGUGGUGAGCGCAAUUUUGGAGUCCGGUUAAACAAACCUUACUCAGUACGAGUUCCCAUGGAUAUACCAGUGUUCACAGGGACACAUGCUGAUUUCCUCAUCAUUGUUUUCCACAAGAUCAUUACCACAGGACAUCAGAGACUACAGCCACUGUUUGAUUGUCUUCUGACCAUUAUUGUCAAUGUUUCCCCAUAUCUGAAAACUCUGUCAAUGGUAGCCAGCACCAAACUACUGCACCUGUUGGAGGCUUUCAGCACCCCCUGGUUCCUCUACGCCAGUCCAACAAACCACCACCUGGUGUUCUUCCUUUUGGAAGUUUUCAACAACAUUAUACAGUACCAGUUUGAUGGCAACUGCAAUCUUGUAUACACAAUCAUUAGAAAAAGAAAUGUAUUCCAUCAGCUGGCAAACUUGCCUACAGAACAUGCCACCAUAGCAAAGGCUCUCAGCAAGAGGGGGAAGAAGUUUGUUCAGCUGACCCCCGAGAGUGGGAAGGAUCUCCCCACAAUGGAGGGGGCGAUACCGGCCAUGGAGGCAGAGCCAGGAACCCUCAAAACAACAUUAGCUGCCACACCCAUUAAACUUACACCAGAGCUAAAAAGGCUGGAUAAGAUGACAGAAAAAGCAGCCCCAGACGAGGGUCACUCAGAGCUGACCCUGAAGGAGCUAGCUACCUCCACCGGCAACAUCAAUAUCCAGCCUCCCUCAGAAAUCCAGGACCCCGACUCCCCUGAACACAAAAAUCCCAAGACAAAGUCAUCCAGAUCUGUUCCUAAUUCCCCACCAGCCAGUCCCACUGGGUCAGAGACAGCAGCCCGGCCCCCACUUGCCAGAACAUCCUCCACAUCAAGUUCUGGGGGAUCCUGGGUGGCCACACCUGAAUGGGUCCAGUCUUGGAAACAGAAGCUGCCUCUCCAGACCAUUAUGAGAAUGCUGCAGGUGCUUGUACCACAAGUAGAGAAGAUCUGUAUUGACAAAGGAUUGACAGAUGAGAGUGAGAUACUGAAGUUUCUCCAGCAUGGAACAUUGGUGGGACUACUCCCAGUUCCCCACCCCAUCCUAAUAAGGAAGUACCAGGCAAACAGUGGCACCACCAUGUGGUUCCGUACCUACUUGUGGGGAGUCAUCUAUCUCAGAAAUGUUGAUCCACCAAUAUGGUAUGAUACAAAUGUAAAACUGUUUGAGAUCCAGAGAAUUUGAUAAAGGUUACAAAAAGGAAGAGAAAAAUCUGAUCAAAAAGGAAAGACUUUGCCAAAAGGAGUUGGUUUUAAAGGUCACAAAGUAAACUGACCAUUAAAGAUCUGUAUUAAAAAAUCAUGGCAUUAUUCUAAAUGUAGUGUGUAAUAAUAUUGUGACAUCCAGUAUCUACAUGCAUGCUUCUUUCUUAUAUAGAAAAAAAUUUAAUCAGUUCUUUAUGAACAGAUAUUUCUAUGUCAAAACUCUCAUGAUAAUAUGGUAUUUUAAAUAUUCAUAUUUUAUUCUACUCAGUUAAGAAUGACAUGAAUUGAACUGAUGAAAUGGUGACAAUCUGUACAUGCAUUUGUUAAUUUAGUGAAGAAUGACAAAACUGUUUUCUGUGAUAUUUCCUAUGGCAUUCCAUGAAAUAACAGUGUGAUGGUUAUCUUAUCUUGGAACUGUAUGUAGAUCCCUUUCUAUAUUUAGCAACUUGUACUGCGGAUUAUUACAAAACAGUUAAGCUUUGCAAAUUUAAUUGUAUGAUUAAUGUAAUAGAGUAAACAUCUACAUUAUAUAUGUGUGUGUAUUGUUAAGUUAACAAGAUCUCUAUUUAUUACAAACACUGACCAAUAACUGCUAUUUAAAAGGUGUGUAUAGAAAUUUUCAGAUCAAAACCAAAUGUGUUUAGAAAUUAAUUUUUCCAAAUUGUGCUAAAUAUGAGCUUUUUACUGGUAAAUUAAAUAAUACGUUGACCAAUUUGGUUAAAUUGUUAAAUAAAAUUACUAGCACACAUAUUUUAUUAUCAGAAAUUCUUGGAGAAUUUUGUUGGAGUUGAUGUUCUUUAAUCUAAUAGCUUAUAGAAAUUUAAGUUAAACCAAUAAGAGUAUUCUUUAAAUUUAUAUUUGGCAUGUAUAAAGCAGAGCGUAAUUGGUGAAAGAAUUUUUGUAGAAUUCAACUCAUACUAUUUUUCUAUUGAUGUAAGGUUUAUGGGUUGAAGAGUAAAGAUCUUGAGUCAAGCCGUGAGGGUACACUCUACAUAUACAUGUAUAGUGAAACUUGUUUGAAGAGACAUGCAUGAGGACUUAGGAGACAAUGUUUUUGUUAGAUUGUAAAGUGCAAAGAACAUGGAAAAUAGUAAAAUUAAAAUGUGAAGAGAAAUAGAUAUCGGAAUUUACAGUGAAAUGUAUUGUACAAGUGCUAGAUUAGACAGUUUUCACUGUACAAGAAAAUUAAAGUUGAGUCACAAGUCU
This is a messenger RNA of Saccostrea cuccullata (small rock oyster), 3762 nucleotides long. Its product is annotated as protein HID1-like. Lineage: Eukaryota; Metazoa; Mollusca; Bivalvia; Ostreida; Ostreidae. Gene Ontology annotation, cellular component: membrane; Golgi trans cisterna; Golgi medial cisterna. The transcript is spliced from 23 exons. The record is from RefSeq and is a predicted model, not a curated record. The coding region runs from base 44 to 2536 and encodes 830 amino acids.